AUGAAAAAAAUGGAGGGUACAGUGAAAUGCUCAGCAAACUUUGUGCCAUUGAGUCCAAUUAGCUUCUUAGAAAGAUCAGCAAAAGUUUAUGGUGAUAGGCUCUCUAUUGUUCAUGGAAAUGUGAGAUAUACCUGGAGAGAAACUCGCGAAAGGUGUAUCCGACUUGUUUCUGCUCUCACACACCUAGGAAUUUCUCGUGGGGACGUGGUUGCUGCCUUGGCUCCAAAUAUUCCUGCAUUGUAUGAGCUACACUUUGGAGUACCAAUGGCAGGGGCAGUACUCUGUGCACUUAAUACGCGUUAUGAUUCAGAUAUGGUCUCUGUAUUACUUAAGGAGUUAGAGGCGAAAAUCAUAUUUGUAGAUUACGAAUUGCUUGAUGUUGUUAAGGGUGCAUUAGAAAUUCUAUCAAAGGAAAGGGUAAAGUUGCCGCAUCUAAUUCUGAUUUCUGAUACAGAGAGUGAGUUAUCCAGCCCGAAUAAUAAUUGGAGUUUGGUUUCGGAGUAUGAGUCGUUUUUAGCUAGUGGAGAAUCUGAUUUUGAGAUUGUAUGGCCAAAUGAUGAAUGGGAUGCUAUUGCUGUGAAUUAUACGUCAGGAACAACAUCGAGGCCAAAAGGGGUUGUGUAUAGUCAUAGAGGGGCAUAUCUUAAUUCUCUGGCUGCAGCUCUUCUCACUGAAAUGGCUUCGAUGCCUGUGUUUUUAUGGACUGUUCCAAUGUUUCAUUGCAGUGGAUGGUGUCUUACUUGGACUGUAGCAGCACAGGGUGGUACAAAUAUUUGUAUGAGAAAUGUGAACGAAAAAGGGAUUUUCGACAACAUAAGUCAGCACCAAGUGACUCACAUGGGUGGUGCACCUACGAUUCUGAACAUGAUAAUAAACGCGCCACAAAGUGUUCAAAAACCACUCCCAAGGACAGUAAAUGUUAUGACAGGUGGUGCUGCGCCUCCUCCUCAAGCUCUACUUAAGAUGAAAGAGCUUAAUUUUAAUGUUACUCAUGGAUAUGGUCAAACAGAAGCUUAUGGUCCAGCAGCUGUUUGUUUUUGGAAACCAGAGUGGAACUAUCUGUCCCCUGUUGAGCAGGCUAAUCUUCACGCUCGUCAAGGAGUGCACCAUCUUGGCUUAGAGGACGUAGACGUAAAGGAUUCUGAAUCAAUGAAGAAUGUACCCUCAGAUGCAAAAACAAUAGGUGAGGUGAUGAUUAGAGGAAACACAGUAAUGAAUGGUUACUUUAAGGAUAUGAAAGCAACAGAAAAUGCUUUUAAAGGGGGCUGGUUUCGUAGCGGGGAUUUAGCAGUGAAACAUCCUGAUGGUUACAUAGAAGUAAAGGAUCGUUCAAUUGACAUCAUUAUCUCCGGUGGAGAAACCAUUAGUUCAAUCGAAGUGGAGUCUGUUAUCUUUAGCCAUCCAUCUGUUUUCGAAGCUGCUGUAGUGGGAAAACCAGAUGAUCACUGGGGUGAAACACCUUGUGCAUUUGUUAAACUGAAGAAUGGAUGCAAUGCCAGUGCUGAUGAGAUCAUCAAGUAUUGUCGCGAUCGUUUGCCACAAUACAUGGCUCCUAGGACGGUUAUUUUUGAUGAUUUGCCAAAAACAUCAACCGGAAAGACUCAAAAGUUCGUUCUGAGAGAGAGAGUCAAAGCCAUGGGAAGCGUUUCGAAAGGUAGCUAA
Solanum verrucosum is the source of this 1662-nucleotide messenger RNA. RefSeq names its product butanoate--CoA ligase AAE1-like. Lineage: Eukaryota; Viridiplantae; Streptophyta; Magnoliopsida; Solanales; Solanaceae. The transcript is spliced from 2 exons. Bases 1 to 1662 code for a protein of 553 amino acids. The record is from RefSeq and is a predicted model, not a curated record.